UGCCUGCCUAACCCUGCCCACAGAGAAGCUCCUUCAGUAUGGGGGGCCCCAAUGGCAAUGAAUCCAGUGCAACGUAUUUCACUCUCAUAGGCCUGCCGGGCUUGGAGGAGGCUCAGUUUUGGUUGGCCUUUCCGCUGUGCUCCCUCUAUGUUAUUGCUGUGCUAGGUAAUUUGACCAUCAUAUACGUUGUACGGACAGAGCACAGCCUACAUGAGCCCAUGUAUAUCUUUCUUUGCAUGCUCUCUGGCCUCGACAUCCUCAUCUCCACCUCAUCCAUGCCCAAAAUGAUGGCCAUCUUCUGGUUCAACUCUACUGCUAUCCAGUUUGAUGCUUGUCUGGUACAGAUGUUUGCCAUCCAUUCCCUGUCUGGCAUGGAGUCCACAGUGCUGCUGGCCAUGGCCUUUGAUCGCUAUGUGGCCAUCUGCCAUCCUCUACGCCAUGCCACUGUGCUCACGUUGCCUCGUGUUGCCAAGAUUGGCAUGGCUGCGGUGGUCCGGGGUGCUGCCUUAAUGGCACCCCUGCCUGUCUUCAUCAAGCGGCUGCCCUUCUGCCACUCUACUAUCCUGUCUCAUUCCUAUUGCCUACACCAAGAUGUCAUGAAACUUGCCUGUGCUGAUAUCCGCGUCAACGUCAUCUAUGGCCUCAUUGUCAUUAUCUCUGCGAUUGGCCUGGACUCCCUUCUCAUCUCCUUCUCCUAUCUGCUUAUCCUUAAGACUGUGCUGGGCUUGACACGUGAGGCCCAGGCAAAGGCAUUUAGCACAUGUGUCUCUCACGUAUGUGCUGUGUUCAUCUUCUACGUGCCUUUCAUCGGGUUGUCGAUGGUGCACCGUUUCAGCAAGAGACGUGACUCUCUCCUGCCUGUCAUUAUGGCCAACAUCUACCUGUUGGUGCCUCCAGUGCUCAACCCCAUCGUGUAUGGAGUGAAGACCAGGGAGAUUCGGCAGCGCAUCCUUCGUCUUUUCCAUGUGCCCACACGUACUUCAGAUCCCUAGGAAUUGGCAAUCACUUCUUUUUCAUUCAAAAUCCUCCAAUUCAGAUUUCGAUAUGGACAUUUUGGAAGACAGUGUUAAGAAAACAAAUCUUCCUUCACUAAAACACAACUCAGAUCCUUCAAAGAUGAAACUGGUUGGGAAAUUUCCUCAUGAAAAGGCAUUGCAGGACCAUAUACCUCAACCCUCCAUUUUGCAAUAUUAUUUUCAUCCAUAUAUUUUUCUCUCUAUGAUUAUGAAGACCCUAAGUUACUUGUUCACAGAGGGCUAUAAUUUUGCAUUUGAUCAUCAAAUCUAAAUCUAAGUUAUUUUCACUGACAGUACAUAGCAUUUUAAGACAAAGGUUUUGUGUGAUCAAAGGAAAAUAAGCACAAGGAUACAAUAAAAUCAGAUAAUCUGGUUUAAAACUAUGACUUCUGCUUCAAACUUCCAAAUCACUCUUGGAUCUAAGGAAAGAAGUUAUACCCAAAUUUUCUUCCUCAAGACAACUUUUAUAAAGAAGAAAUAAUUGUUUUGCCUUAACAGAAAAUAUUGAAAGUUAAGCUUUGAA
This is a messenger RNA of Perognathus longimembris pacificus (Pacific pocket mouse), 1539 nucleotides long. RefSeq names its product olfactory receptor 51E1. Lineage: Eukaryota; Metazoa; Chordata; Mammalia; Rodentia; Heteromyidae. The transcript has a single exon. The coding region runs from base 39 to 992 and encodes 317 amino acids. The record is from RefSeq and is a predicted model, not a curated record. Gene Ontology annotation, biological process: G protein-coupled receptor signaling pathway. Gene Ontology annotation, molecular function: G protein-coupled receptor activity; olfactory receptor activity. Gene Ontology annotation, cellular component: membrane.